AACUUCUUCGAUCCACUGUAGUCUUAAUAUGAUAGCUAAUACUUCAGUUGUAAAUACUGACACAUGAUUAGAUAUUCUUUUUGCAAUUUUUAUUUUGAAUGUCGGAAUGUAUACUGCUGCUGCUGUUCUUCCAGACUCUGGCUCCUUAGACCAAUCUGUAUAUACCUGUAGAACAGACCCUUACUACAGCAAUCAGUCCACCUAUAUACUGUUAUCCCCGCCUUCUCAAUUUACCCUCAGCAAAUCAAAGUUCAGCCAUCAUGGCUCCCUCUAUAAGAGAGCUGGGUUUGAGGCGGGCCUCCUCCUUAGCAAGGUUCCAAGAUGGCUUCUAAAAAGGAAACACCCACAAAGUUUUCUUCCUGUAUACAGAGUUCAACAAAAACAAUCGACAAUGAUCAUUCAGAGGAUAAGGAGCAUUUUAAAACUUUUGCUGUUCUUUCCAAUUGCAUGGUGCAUCAUGUUCUACACAGCUCCAUCUGUCCGAUUUUUGAUAGGACUCAUACCGAUGGACGAGUGUCCUUUGGAAAAUGUAAAGAUGCUGGCCCUGGGUAAUAGUGCCGACACAGACCUUAAUCUUUGGUCUCGAAGUGACGUGCAGACAUGCACAACCUGGAAUGCUCCCAUCAUCUGGGAGGGAAUGUUUAACCCCAGUCAUUACGAUCAGAUACACAGAAGCCGCGGGUCGUCUGUCGCCUUAACUGUAUUUGCAGUUGGCAGGUACCUGGAUGCCUACCUUGAGGCUUUCCUUAAGUCAUCAGAGCGUUAUUUCAUGCUGAGUUUGCCUGUGAUUUACUAUGUGUUUACGGACACACCUGAGAAAGUACCAAACAUCAAGCUCGCCCCUAAUCGGAAGAUGAAAGUAAUCAGAGUGGAAAAGCACACGCGGUGGCAGGACAUCUCCAUGUUGAGGAUGAAGUCCAUAUCAGACAUUAUAGAGUCGGACAUCCGGCACCACUCCACGCAUGUCUUCUGCUUUGAUGUCGAUCAGGUUUUCACAGGAAGAUUUGGCCCAGAAGCUUUGGGAGAUACUGUGGCUCUGCUUCAUGCCUUCUACUAUCACCUCCCAAAGAGGCUGUUCACCUAUGACCGCAACCCAAAAUCCAAGGCAUUCAUGAAAACUGGAGAUUUUUACUACCAUGCCGCUGUGUUUGGAGGCUCCUGGAAGAACGUCAAGGCCCUCACAGAGGCUUGCUAUAAAAGCAUCAUGGAGGAUAAGGAGAACAAUGUGGAGGCGUUGUGGCAUGAUGAGAGCCAUUUAAACAAGUACUUUUGGCUUCACAAGCCCAGCAGGAUUCUUUCUCCAGAGUACUGCUGGGACACCAACAUUGGUUACAGGGCUGACAUACGUGUGCAGCGGCUGUUGUGGGCACCCAAAAAUUAUGAUGAGCUGAGGACAUUAUAAAUUGAAGCAUUUGAGCUUUUUUAGCUUCUAAAUGGACAAAAUGUUACUUAAAAGCCUAACCUCACCUGCUGUGGAAUAAAGGGGACUCUUUGUUGAUAAUGAAAUCCCAUCAAACACUUAUUUCAUCUCAGGUGAACCUACUCUAUUAUUUGGAUUAAUGCAACAAAGAGUGAUCGAUUUCAAGUGUUAAUUUUCAGUUCAGCGAUUAUGCUUGUAGGCAUUGGUGGGUAAAUCUGUUUGAAGUAAAUAGCAACCCUGCAUAGUUUUCCUUCACCCACUUCACUUAACCAGGGGGUUUUCAACAUUGGUCCCUGCCGUUGCUGUGAGAGGCACAUGGUUUGAACCGAUCUAGAGUACAGGUUUCAUAAUUACUGAUCCUGGAGUACCCACCUCUGCUUGCGGCUAAUGAAAACCUAAAUGCGUUUCUCUGAAUUUCAAUAUUGACUAGAAAAAAUGACUUUUGAUGCACGAUCGUUAGCUUACUGGACUGAUUCAUCAGCAAAGCAUGUUAUUACCGUAAAUCACAUUUCUCUAGAAUGUUUUUUAUGUUUUAAAACCAUUCCCAGUUCUCACAUCUCCUGAAUGCAACAGUUGGGAACCUUGGAGAGUCCCUGGUUCCAUCCAAAAUGGGCGAAUCAGUAAGGACACUUAAGCCAAAGUACAAGUGUGUCAGCAUACACUAUGAUAAGUGCUGUCCAAAUAGUGCCGGCAGUAAGGAAGGAAGAGAAAGUAGAAUGCCAUCUAUUGAUAGUUAAUUUAGCAUAGGGACCUCCCAAUGUUCCCAACCGACAUAUAGGAUCUAUAGUCGGCAACAAACCUUUGCAUGACAGGACAUAUAGGCACAGCUCAUCUCAUAGAGUUAAACAAAAAAAUACUUUUUCAAUUUUAUGUGUACCCUGUGUACCCUAUGCUAAUGUACACCUCCAUACUGUACACUGCAAAAAAA
This is a messenger RNA of Cyprinodon tularosa, 2348 nucleotides long. Its product is annotated as alpha-1,3-galactosyltransferase 2-like. Gene Ontology annotation, biological process: carbohydrate metabolic process. Gene Ontology annotation, molecular function: hexosyltransferase activity. Lineage: Eukaryota; Metazoa; Chordata; Actinopteri; Cyprinodontiformes; Cyprinodontidae. The transcript is spliced from 6 exons. The record is from RefSeq and is a predicted model, not a curated record. The coding region runs from base 107 to 1402 and encodes 431 amino acids. Gene Ontology annotation, cellular component: membrane; vesicle; Golgi apparatus.